Brachypodium distachyon (stiff brome) is the source of this 1774-nucleotide messenger RNA. Its product is annotated as protein kinase PINOID. Gene Ontology annotation, cellular component: cytoplasm; nucleus; plasma membrane. NCBI's taxonomy places the organism in Eukaryota, Viridiplantae, Streptophyta, Magnoliopsida, Poales, Poaceae. Gene Ontology annotation, molecular function: protein serine/threonine kinase activity; ATP binding. Bases 129 to 1571 code for a protein of 480 amino acids. The transcript has a single exon. The record is from RefSeq and is a predicted model, not a curated record. Gene Ontology annotation, biological process: protein phosphorylation.
CAACCACCUUCUCCGAACGCGCAGACCUCCAUUAGAUAAACCAAACCAGAGUUCUAAUUCUUCUAUCCAUCCAACGAGACUCGAGAGCAGAGCAAAACAAAAACACCGCGCGCGCCUAGCUUCCUCCGAUGGCCGCUCCCAUCGCCGCGUCUUCUUCGUCCCCACCCAAACCUCCAAACGCCGCCAUGCUCCAGCCGGCGCCGUACCUCCCCGACUCCACGCCAGCGCCCAACUCCAGCUCCAGCUCCAGCGUCAGCUCCGCGAGCAGCAGCAGCAGCAGCACGGCUAGCGGUAGCACUCUCCCCGACGGUAGCCGCUCCUCCACCUUCUCCGUGGACGACUCUGCCGCCACGGCCACGCCAGCCUCCUCCCCGCCGCGCCCGCACCGCGCAGGCGAGGUGGCCUGGCUCCCCAUCCGGGCCGCCUCUGCCUCUGCCCCUCUGGGCCCGCGCGACUUCACCCUCGUCCGCCGCGUGGGCGCGGGCGACAUCGGCACCGUGUACCUCUGCCGGCUCGAGUCCGAGGGGAGCAACAGCAAGUCCUCCGCCUACGCCAUGAAGGUGGUGGACCGGCGCGCGCUGGCCAGGAAGGGCAAGCUGGGCCGGGCCGACGCCGAGAAGCGCGUGCUGCGGCGGCUCGACCACCCGUUCCUGCCCACCAUGUUCGCCGACUUCGACGCCGCGGGCACGAACUAUUCCUGCGUCGUCAUGGAGUUCUGCCCGGGCGGGGACCUCCACUCGCUCCGCCACCGCAUGCCCGGGCGCCGCUUCCCGCUGGCGUCCGCCAGGUUCUACGCCGCCGAGGUGCUCCUGGCGCUGGAGUACCUGCACAUGAUGGGGAUCGUGUACCGCGACCUCAAGCCGGAGAACGUGCUCAUCCGGGGCGACGGGCACAUCAUGCUCACCGACUUCGACCUCUCGCUCGAGUCCACUUCCUCGCCCGCGCUCGAUGACGACGACGACGAGGAAACCGGGAUGAUGCCGAUCCCGGCGUGCUUCCCCGAGGUGCAUCUCCGGAGGCUGAUGAAGUGGAGGCGCCGCGCCGCGCCCCCCAGGCCCAGGCCGCGCCCUCCGCGGUUCGUGGCGGAGCCGGUGGACGCGCGGUCGAGCUCGUUCGUGGGCACGCACGAGUACGUGGCGCCCGAGGUGGCCAGCGGCGGCGGGCACGGCGCGUCCGUGGACUGGUGGGCGUACGGGGUGUUCCUCUACGAGCUGCUCUACGGGCGGACCCCGUUCGUGGGGGACACCAACGAGGCCACGCUCCGCAACAUCGUGCGCCGCCCGCUCCAGUGCCCGCCGCUCCUCGUCGGCUCCCAACCGCACGCCGCGGAGGCCGCCGCCGCGCGCGACCUGAUAUCGCGGCUCCUGGACAAGGACCCGCGCACGCGCCUCGGGUCGCGGCGCGGCGCCGCGGACGUCAAGGCGCACCCGUUCUUCAGGGGCCUCAACUUCGCGCUGCUCAGGUCCUCGACCCCGCCCGUCGUGCCGCCGCCCGCCGCGCUGCACCAGCACUGCAGCACCAAGGCGGCGGCGCCCUCGCCGGACGUGCAGCAGCUGUUCGAUCAAUUCUGAGAUCAAUCAUUUUUUUUUUCUGCUGCACGUCGUCGUCAUCGUCCAGCAGUCCAGCUGAGGCAUGCGCGAAUUAACCAGCUAGUAGCGUUGAUAAUAGAAUCUUGUUGACUAAUUACCCCUCCGCUGUACAACGUACGCACUGUUAAUUAUUGAUGAUGAUUGAUUAAUUUAAAUUACCGAGCCAGCCGCCAGCUCUUUGCUAA